AGCUUCCUUUGCAACAAACAUCUGCCUGAUCCUUUGUCUCUAUGUCUUGCUGUGAGUCUCGUCUCCAGGGAUGCUACAGCGUGCCCACCGGGCCCCCCACCACCAUCUGCUCCUCGGAUGUACGCUGUCAGUGUGGAGCCUGCCUGCCCAGCACCUGCCCACACGAGAUCAGGCUCCUUCAGCCCACCUGCUGUGAUACCUGCCACCCACCCUGCUGUGUGCCUGACUCCUGCGUGCCCGACUCCUACGUGCCAACCUGUUGGCUGCUCAACAGCUGCCACCCUACUCCAAACCUGAGCGGAAUCUCUGUCACAACCUGCGUCCAGCCCUGUGAGGGUGAAGCAAAAUCCUACUAGCCAAAGACAAUCUCAAUGAGCUUUGCCCGCGUUGCCCUAAGGGACUGCAACUGUCAUCAAGAGCUGCUCAGCUUUGCAGAAGUGUUCUACGUUUUGAACAAUGAUUUCAAAUCAGAAGUGGAAAAAAUGCUAUCAUGGACCUCCUUAAUUUAAAUAAACACCACUCUUUCC
Messenger RNA from Capra hircus (goat), 527 nucleotides. RefSeq names its product keratin associated protein 3.1. The record is from RefSeq and is marked provisional. NCBI's taxonomy places the organism in Eukaryota, Metazoa, Chordata, Mammalia, Artiodactyla, Bovidae. Gene Ontology annotation, molecular function: structural molecule activity. Gene Ontology annotation, cellular component: keratin filament.